Molecule: messenger RNA, 189 nt
Organism: Prunus armeniaca (apricot)
Lineage: Eukaryota; Viridiplantae; Streptophyta; Magnoliopsida; Rosales; Rosaceae
Source: the annotation of a GenBank genome assembly
AUGGCUAGGGUUAGGGUUAGGUUCCGUACUGUCUGCAUCUUCACCGGAGGUAUGCGAGUUCGUGGGACCCUGGGGCGAGCCAUAGCGUACGGACAGAAGCUUAUGGCGCUGCAAAAUGAAACUCCAAGUUUUCUUGACAACACGUGGUCGGGCACGUGGGAUGGGAUUGGCAAAUUUGGCAGAGAGUGA